GCCCUGCCUCUGCCUUCCCUCCGCUCUUCCUCAGGAAGCGGGGUGGUCGCUCGCUGCCAUGGGGUCUGUCCCGCGCCUCGCGAAGGCCGUGGUGGGCGUGGGGGCGUGCGUGGGCCUGGGGGGCGCCCUCUGGAUGGCCGUGGCGCCGUCUGAAGAGCGCAGGAAGCAGAUGCUCAAGGACCUGCCAGAGUCCAACCCUGUGGUGUACAAUGAGAGGCAACGGCAGAACGCCCUGAUCUGGGAGACCAUUAAAGAGGCAGCCAAGACCCAGGAGAAUGUGGCACGGAGGGAGUGGCCCAGGCAGAAAUAGCAGCAGCUGGGCCCCAGCGGUAAGAGCCCCACCCCAGGUGGACAUCCACAGAUACUGGACUCAGCACACCUCCGGGCUCUCUGUUUUGAACUGGGAAAGAGCCUUCUUUGCAUGUACCGUGCUGGAACAGCGUCAAGUCUGUUGUGGGAUUGCCCUUUUCUUGGUAGGGAUGCUCAUGGUUUCUCUUGCAUCUCUCUCGCUCUGGCAUGGGGGACCCACCUGCUUUUGUGUUGAUGACAAGCAGCAAAUGGUGUUCUUAAAAUUGCAAUGGGGAUUGGAUUAAAGAAGUCUGUGCUGCUUUAA
Messenger RNA from Hemicordylus capensis (graceful crag lizard), 613 nucleotides. RefSeq names its product ubiquinol-cytochrome-c reductase complex assembly factor 3. The record is from RefSeq and is a predicted model, not a curated record. The coding region runs from base 59 to 310 and encodes 83 amino acids. The transcript has 2 exons. Gene Ontology annotation, biological process: mitochondrial respiratory chain complex III assembly. NCBI's taxonomy places the organism in Eukaryota, Metazoa, Chordata, Lepidosauria, Squamata, Cordylidae.